Phoenix dactylifera (date palm) is the source of this 1066-nucleotide messenger RNA. RefSeq names its product LYR family of Fe/S cluster biogenesis protein. The record is from RefSeq and is a predicted model, not a curated record. NCBI's taxonomy places the organism in Eukaryota, Viridiplantae, Streptophyta, Magnoliopsida, Arecales, Arecaceae. Gene Ontology annotation, biological process: mitochondrial respiratory chain complex III assembly.
GCCAACCCCCCAUAAACUCGGCCCUCUUUUAUUCUCGCCGUCUCCAACAAAUCCCAAAAGAACACAGCCAUGGCUGCCUCUUCCCUCUUCCGGCCAAAACUUCGCCGGCGACUCCCCCUCUCCACCUCCUCCCUGAUCGCGCGGCGAUCUCUGCACGAGGGCCCGGACACGGUGGAGGAGCUGCUGGAGCGGCACCUUGUGAAUAAGAGUCCCCGAGACGGCGAAGAGGACGAGCUCGACGCCCGGAGACGGCUGACAAGCACGCGGCGGGAGGUGCUGGGGCUCUACCGCGACAUCCUCCGGGCGACGCGCUUCUUCACGUGGCCCGACUCUCGCGGUGUCCCGUGGCGGGACGUCCUCCGGGAGAACGCCCGCCGCGAGUUCGAGGAGGCCCGCUUCGAGCGCGACCCCGAGGUCGUCACCCGCCUCCUCAUCGGCGGCCGCGACGCUGUCCAGAAGGCCCUCGAUAAGCUCGUCGAGGCCAGCAAGAAGGCGAUGGCCGAGGACGAGGAGCAGAGAAGAGGAGGGAGAUAGGAGAGAGCGAGAGGGAAAAAAUGGUCUUUUUAUUUUGUGGUUGGUUUUUCAUAUCCUCAGUCGGUAAUUACUUACCGCCUACAAUGCACUGAUCAAUAAGGGAGAAGAAAAGAAGAAAGACUGAUGUGUGCUGAGGAAAUUAUUGUUUUAUUGUACUUUGGACAUGCUGCACUGCUCUCACAGAUUUAAUCCUAGAUACAUGGACAGAUAUUUAUGACAGAUUCGGAAUAUACUUUCUCAAGCAGCUGCCCCUUGAAAAGUUCAUCUUGGUACUUCGAACAAUUGACAUCGCAUUGCAGAUUCAGAGUACAUAAAUUUGACCCAGAAACAGCUGAAACAAAUUCCUUUAACUGGUCUUCCUGCCUCCGAAGCAAAUUAGUUCUGUUCUUUAGGUUUCUCUGUCAACAAAGUCGUAGACAUUCAGGUUGGGCAUGCUUUAAUGUUCUCAAGUUCCUAGAGCUUCCAAUGAAUUGAGCUCACAAUGCUCCAAUGUCUCCACACCUCCAGCAAAUCAGCCUCAUAAAAAAAAAAA